This is a messenger RNA of Xyrauchen texanus (razorback sucker), 1032 nucleotides long. RefSeq lists its product as uncharacterized. The transcript has 3 exons. Lineage: Eukaryota; Metazoa; Chordata; Actinopteri; Cypriniformes; Catostomidae. The record is from RefSeq and is a predicted model, not a curated record. The coding region runs from base 89 to 703 and encodes 204 amino acids.
UUUGCUCAAGAUGCUUCUGUAGUUGUGCACUCUGCACAUUUUCAACAUGAAACAAACAUAAGCAAUAACGCUCACUGUAUUGUGAAACAUGGAUAGACAAAGAAAUACUGGAUUUUUACCAACCAACUGGAGAAAGGGAAUUAUGGGAAAUACGCGCCAUAGUGUAAAUAUGGUUCUGGUUACAUGUUUGUUGAUUGGAAUGUCUGCACAUGCAACUUCUUCAUCAGAUCUCUAUGAUCUCCAUUCUUUGGAAAGAUCUUCAGACAUCCAUCAAAAGGACAGAAAUGAAAGCAUAGGGCUUGACAGCAACAAUGCCAACACUGAAGUCAACACCAUCUGGCCCUCUGUGCUGGGAGCUUUGACAGCAGCGCUUUGCAUUGGCCUCCUGAUAGCGGUGGCUGUAAAGUACCAUCUCUUCCAGUGCUGCCUGGUGAGAAACAGUCAUGAGUUGCUGUUGGAGGGAGACGUGGCCAGCCAGUUCAGCCAACCCGGGGCUCUGGAGGGAGGAAUACCAGUGCAUGGCAUGAGGGGCAGAAUAAUGCUUGCGAGUGGAGACAGUUCAGAUGAUGAUAAUGAUGAGGAUGGCUUUAUCGAGGACAACUAUAUUGAGGAAAGUGAGAGAAAGAAAGCUGAGAAAGAGGAGAACCAUUACGAAGAUACUGAGGACAGCGAUGAUGAGUUGAUCAUUUCAGACAUUAUAUAAUGUGUCUACUUCUACUUUAUUAUAUGUUCUAAUUAUACAACCAAGAGGAUUUUCUUUGUCUCUUGAAUGAGAGUAGACUCAAAAUACUGUUGACUGGGUCCAGGAAAAGACAAUAGGCCACCCAGCUAUGUAUUGAUUGAUAUAUUGAUAACAAAUAAACUGGAUAAAUGGAUAAUAAUUAUGCCAAUAGAGCUGAUAACUGUAACAUAUUUCUGUUACAGGAAAUCAUUUUAUAUAUUUAAAUCAAAUCUUUAUAUUUUAUACUACUUUCAUAUUCUAAAGGCACGCUAAUGCAAUAUAUGCACACUGUUUAGGCAUUAUAAUGAAUA